GGGCACUGAUGAUCAAUGUACCCUGAUGAUCAGUGUGGCCCCAGAAGUGCCACCUGUCAGUGCUCAUCAGUGCCACGUGCCAGUGCCCAUCAGUGCCACAUGCCAGUGCCCAUCAGUGCCAUAUCAAUGCCACAUAUCAGUGCAUAUCAGUGCACAUCAAUGCCACAUAUCAGUGCCCAUCUGAGCUGCCUUUCAGUGUCACCCAUCAGUGCCAGUCAGUGCAGUUUAUCAAUGCCAAUCAGUGCCACCUAUCAGUGCUGCCAAUCAGUGCCACCUAUCAGUGCCAGUCAGUGUCGCCUAUCAGUGCCAUCAGUGCCAACUAUCAGUGCCAGUCAGUGCUGCCUACCAGUGUCAUGUAUCAGUGCUGCCUUUCAGUGCCCAUCAGUGAUGCCUGUCAAUGCCCAUCAGUGCAACCUACCAGUGCCUCCUCAUCAGUGCCCAUCAGUGCAGCCUAUUAGUGCCCAUCACUGCAGCCUCAUUAGCGCACGUCAGUGAAGGAGAAAAA
Staurois parvus is the source of this 505-nucleotide messenger RNA. Lineage: Eukaryota; Metazoa; Chordata; Amphibia; Anura; Ranidae. The record is from the annotation of a GenBank genome assembly.